UCAUAGCGGGAGCCGGAUAGUCGCAGCCGCCCUGCACAAACAGCCGGAGGAAGCGGCGUCGCCACUGAGAGACUGAACCGAGCUGUCUGCUCAGCGCCGCUGCCAUGGCCAGGGAUUAUGAUCAUCUCUUUAAACUGCUCAUCAUCGGGGACAGCGGUGUGGGGAAAAGCAGUCUGCUGCUGCGAUUUGCAGAUAACACAUUUUCUGGCAGCUAUAUUACUACGAUAGGGGUAGAUUUUAAAAUAAGAACUGUGGAAAUCAAUGGAGAGAAAGUAAAGUUGCAGAUCUGGGAUACAGCUGGGCAAGAACGAUUUCGAACCAUCACCUCCACGUACUACAGAGGCACGCAUGGGGUUAUAGUAGUAUAUGAUGUGACCAGUGCAGAAUCCUUUGUAAACGUCAAGCGAUGGUUGCAUGAAAUAAACCAGAACUGUGAUGAUGUGUGUCGGAUACUAGUUGGCAACAAGAAUGAUGACCCAGCUCGCAAAGUGGUGGAGACUAAUGAUGCACAGAAGUUUGCAGAACAGAUGGGCAUUCAGCUUUUUGAAACUAGUGCAAAAGAGAACCUCAACGUUGAAGAGAUGUUCAACUGCAUCACGGAGCUAGUUCUGCGGGCCAAGAAAGAGAACUUAGCCAAACAGCAGCAACAGCAGCAGAAUGAUGUCAUCAAACUAUCUAAAAAUAGUAAAAAGAAGAGAAAGUGUUGCUAACGAGGAACAACAAAAAAAGACUUCUUUGGAAUGAACAGUCCCUUUUCACUUGGACUUAUAUAUUAUGAAGUCAAAAAUGGACAUUUUCUUUCCACACACAACACCCCCUCCCCACCCCCCCACCCCCGCCCCAAUACCCAAUUCCAGGCUGGAAGGAUAUCUUACAACAGCAGAUAUGGGAUCUUGCUGACUUAGUGGUUUUGCUCCCAGAUUUCAGCUUCUGAAUUAUUUUUCGCCCCAGAUGAAAGUGACCGAGCUGACGUAGCUCAGUGCCAAGGUUGGAUUAGAUCGUCUCAUUCCAGUUUGAAUUGUGUGGAUGUCUCAAAGAUCGAGUGACUUGUCUCGCCCACAGGUUUUUAAAAUCUCUGCACAUGUAUACCUUUCAGCUUCUAAUGCCACCCAGUUUUCAUCGACGCUUUGCCUAAUACUUGUAGAUGACAAGAAAUCAUGAACCACUUUCGUUCUCUUUUGCUGUAUUUUUAAAAAAGCUGAAUUCUUUGAAUCAAGCUACUGACUAACUUGACAUAACGCCACUUGCUCCUUCCAUUCCUUUAUCGUUCCCACUGUAUUGGAUUCCCCUUCACAUUACCUGAUUUAUAGUUUGUGUUUGGGGCUGAUGGUGUUGGGGGAGGGAGGGAGGUUAAGCUAACUAUCUUAAAGAGGUGAAGGGGCAAGGGCUCACCACUGGACUAGGUAUUUUAUGAAUGGUAUUCAAGAGCCCCUUUUUGCUUUUGAAUUCUUUUACCAUCAAUUAACUAGCUAUUCUGCUGUUUAUACCUUAAGUGGGUCCAGAAAUUUUGGUUAGCAUUUAUCUUGUGUGGAAUAGUCACUAGCUUGUUCUAUAACAGGUGGGGAGGGGAAUAAACUGGGCUUGGGUGGGGGGGAUGACAUUGAAAUGAAAAAGACAGGGUGAAUGAAGAGUGGUUUUUAAAGUCGGUUGAUCAUGUAUGUUAACUUGGCAUGUUUAAUCCUCAGUCCUUCAGCCUGGAAGACAGGUGAUUGAUUUUGGUGUCUCACUGCAAACAGCACAAUAUCCAAGUCCUACAACGCAAUAAGUACACAUAUUACAAAGUGGGGGUUAUUGCAUUUUGGAAGGCGUAAAUUUCUUCUCUAGCUUGUCCGCUGCUUUUUCACCACUGGAAGAAGAGUUUACACCUAGGCCACAUGGCUGGAGUCAAAAUUUGCGCUGCCUGAGGGGCCUUGUGUGGAAAGAUUUCUGGCAGCCCCAAUUCACACUCCACUGGUCAAGCCCCACUACUACUUCAGUUUGGCAGCUGGAGCCUGUGAAGCCACCAGUUGGUGGGGAGAAGCUACAAUCGCCACCUUGAAGUUUGGAUUGCUGUGCUGAGGUUGGAGCAGAAUUGAGGGAGCUUUGCUCCGUUCCUUGCUGUUACCAGACUUCAAAGUGCUUGGGAGAGAGAUAUAGAGAGCAGUACUUUGUGUCCAACCUGAUCUGUUUAAUGUUGACACAGGGUGCCUGAAAGAAAAGUCAUGUUUCCCCAGCACUAAUAUUUAAUAGCUUUGAACACAACACCCCACAAAAUACACACUGGCCCAUCAUCACCUGAUCUGUGUGGGAAAACUAGUUGAUCCUCCUGGGGAGGUGGAUGGACACUGGAUUUGAGUUCACAGUGCAAUCUGGAUGGGUGGAAUCUGCAGCACAAAACUGCCCAAAAUUGAGUGCUAAUUAUUAUAUGAAAAGUCUUGUGUCAUGUGGUUUGCCAGUGUGGGAAAUCGAGAGGGUUGGGAGAACCGAGGUGGGAGAAUGAAGCCUCAUUGGUCAUUGCACUGGGAGUUCUACCUUGGUUCAAAACUGUGUACCUGACCAGGCAAGUGUUUGAUUGGGAAUAGUGGAUGCCAAUUUUUUUUUAACAGGCUGUUGAAUAAAAGCAACUUAAAUAACUAUUAUUUUAAAGAUUACCGUUUACUGACAGUUUUAAAGAAAAUGUACUCUUUAUUUGUGUACAAGGUGGACAUUACAUCAAGAAAAGACCUACUUUGCAAGGUGUUAUUGUGGAUUCCCUUCUGUUCAAAGGUGUAUCUUAAUAUCUGAAAUCUUGUGGCAUUUGGUUAUGCAACUGUUCGUAAUGACAAUUAUGUAUUAAAACACAGAAAUUGUUGCAAA
Molecule: messenger RNA, 2835 nt
Organism: Stegostoma tigrinum
Lineage: Eukaryota; Metazoa; Chordata; Chondrichthyes; Orectolobiformes; Stegostomatidae
Gene: rab35b
Product: RAB35, member RAS oncogene family b
Exons: 6
Coding region: 105-710 (201 amino acids)
Biological process (GO): endocytic recycling; Rab protein signal transduction
Cellular component (GO): plasma membrane; endosome membrane
Molecular function (GO): GTP binding; GTPase activity
Source: RefSeq, a predicted model, not a curated record